AUGUCGUCUCCCAUCUCUCCAAGCUCACCAAUCUCACCGACAAGCAGGAGGAAGCAAUCACUACCCGGCUUCCGUUCACCACCCAAGGCCCAGCCGUCUAUCCAUGAAAUGACCGUUCGCGAACUUCAGGAUACAUACCAUCGCAAUGCCAAGAUUCUUUCAUCACCGGAAGCCUCAAGUUCAUCAUACGCACAGCGCAUAGCUAUAGAACAAGCGGCCAUUCAAGAACGCUUGGUUGAAAUGGAAGGCGUUGAGACGAUCAACACUGGCUUGAAGAAAACCAGGAUCAAGGACGAGCAAGAUAUGGCAGUUGACAUGGACACCCAGCCCGAACCACCAACGAGCCGCACGAUCGAGGCCAAACGAAAAGCACUUUCCCGAUUCGCUGCUGGGACAAGUGGAACGGCGUCCGUCAUGGGUUCCAUGAGUAUGGAGGAAGCCAUCAACCUAGAACGCCAGGCCCAUCUCCAGGAGUUGGAACGGCAGAGGCGAAUCCAAGAGAAGAAGCAGAAACAUGGCAUGCCCAUGCCAGGUGAGGUGCUGACUCGCGCAGAACGCGAGGCACGGAUAUGGGCCUUCAUGAACUACAAACCGACCGACUCUGAUCUCGAGGACGACGAUGACGAUGAGGACGACGAUGACGAUCCUGCCACUUGGUUUGAAGACGAUCAAGAUGACGGCCGGAAAGGUCAGGACAUCGUUGAGCCAGACAUAGAGGACCUUAGCGGCAUAAUACGCGUCGACGAAGCCAGCGCACUACGAUAUGGUACCUUCUACGAGCCCCGGGACGACUAG
Pleurotus ostreatus (oyster mushroom) is the source of this 795-nucleotide messenger RNA. RefSeq lists its product as uncharacterized. The coding region runs from base 1 to 795 and encodes 264 amino acids. The transcript is spliced from 4 exons. The record is from RefSeq and is a predicted model, not a curated record. Lineage: Eukaryota; Fungi; Basidiomycota; Agaricomycetes; Agaricales; Pleurotaceae.